UCUUCCCCACCUCUCUCCACCCUUAGUGCCUCGGAGCGGACAGCCGGGUCGGUCGGUCGGUCGGUCGGUGCCGGGCAGUGCCGUCAUGCGGCUGCCGCUGCCCGCCCUGCUGUGCUGCACGGCCGCCAGCCUCCUGCUGCUGCUGCUGCGAUGGCGGCGGCGGCGCGGGCUCUGGAAGAAGGUGAGGGCGGCGCGGCAGAGGCAGGAGCGCAGCCUGGUGCAGAUGGAGAUGGCCGUGCAGCGCUUUCGGGAGCAGCAUCCUUCUGUGAACGUGACCUCCAUCCUCAAUCUGCCUUUGCCGGAGCUCACUGAGAAACUCCGGGAUGGCUCCCUACCUCUGGAGCACGUCUUCUAUGCCUAUGUGGGCAAGGCCCUCCAAAUGGCCACAGAAACCAACUGCAUCACAGAGUAUCUGCAGGAAAGCGAGACCCAGGUCCAGAAAGCGAAGCCAGCGGGAAAGCUGGGUUUGCUGUACGGGGUGCCUGUCAGCCUAAAAGACUCCAUCGACUGCCAGGGUCAUGAUACCACAUUGGGAUUUAUAAAAAACAUCAAUAAACCCGUGGCUGAGGACAGCGUGGUGGUGCAGGUGCUCAGGAGGCAGGGGGCAAUUCCGUUUGUCAAAACCAACAUUCCCCAGUCCCUCAUCAGCUAUGACUGCAAUAACUUAAUCUUUGGCCAGACAUUCAACCCACUGCUCUACACCAGAAGCCCCGGAGGCUCCACUGGUGGAGAAGGGGCACUUAUAGGAGGAGGUGGGUCCAUCUUGGGCUUUGGGACGGAUUUAGGAGGAAGCCUGCGUUUCCCUGCUGCCUUCUGUGGGAUCUGUGCACUGAAACCCACUGGGAACAGACUCAGUAAAAAAGGAGUAGUUUCUGGUAUCCGUGGGCAGAAGGCAGUGGCUGCAGCAGUGGGGCCACUAGCAAAAGAUGUGGAAAGCCUGGCUCUAUCCAUGCGGGCACUCCUGUGUGAGGACAUGUUCAGCCUGGACAGCUCAGUGCCCCCCCUUCCCUUCAAUGAAGAGGUGUAUUCCAGCACGAAGCCCCUCCGCAUAGGCUACUAUGAAACUGAUUUCUUCACCAUGCCAAGCCCUGCCAUGAGACGUGCCAUUCGGGAGACAAAGCAGCUGUUGGAGGAUGCUGGCCACACGCUGGUGCCCUUCGAACUCAUGAACAUGGACUACACGCUCUUUAACUUCUGUGUCAAGGGAGUGUUUGCAGAUGGAUGUGCCAGUUUCCUCGGGAACUUCAAAGGGGAGCUGGAAGAAAGCAGCUUGGGGCUGUUCUGGUUGAUGAAAUCUCCAAACUGGCUAAAAAAUGUCCUCUCCUGGAUCACCAAACCCUUUAUGCCUCGACUUUCAGCCAUGCUAUUGAGUGUGAGAGCAAACACAGUGGAUGAAGUAUGGAGUCUUCAUCAUGAAAUUGAGGAGUUCAGCCAGCAGUUUGUCGCCCAGUGGAAGAAGCUGAAUCUGGACGUCAUGCUUUGUCCUAUGCUGGGCCCAGCCCUGGGCAUCGGCUACCCUGCGAAGCUCUCAGUGGCAGUCAGCUACACCAUGCUCUACAAUGCCUUGGACUUCCCUGCUGGUGUAGUCCCUGUCACAAUGGUGACAGAUGAGGAUGAGGAGGAGCUGAAGGGCUACCAGGGGUACUAUCGAGACUACUGGGACCGCACCAUGGCAAAGGCUUUCCACGGCACCGUGGGGCUGCCCGUGGCUGUGCAGUGCGUGGCCUUGCCGUGGCAGGAGGAGCUGUGCCUCCGGUUCAUGAAGGAGGUGGAGACCCUCAGCCAUGAGAAGAGAGCAGCACAACCUCCACGGUCCCACAAGCCCAGGGCCAGUGGCAAGGCGAGAGAACAGCGCUGCACCACUUCUCUUUGCAAUCCACAGCGCAGAGAUGACAGCGAGGAGGGAAAGAGGAAGGAAAAGCCAUUUCCUGACCCCCCUCCUUGCCAAUAAGCACGGAUCCUGUAAGGAACCAAGAUGCUGUGCAGAGGGUGGGACUGGUUUAAGCUGGGUUCAAAUGAUGAAGUGCACCUUUGUGGAAGGGUGGACAUGGAUGGGGGUUCAUCCUCAUUUUCAUCUAUGCUGAGAGAGCAGGAUUACAAAAGCUGAAUAGUGUUUUCUUGCGGACGCUGGAGUACUUCCUAUGAUGUAAGUAUGGGCUGCCCUGUAAGGAAUACAGCCAUGUCUACCCUUCCCAUCACUGUAUUUUGCACACAAAAAUAAAAAUGUAGCUAUUAAGCAACUCUCAUAAUAAACUCCAGUAAUCCUUCACUGA
This is a messenger RNA of Strigops habroptila (Kakapo), 2273 nucleotides long. Its product is annotated as fatty-acid amide hydrolase 1-like. Bases 86 to 1951 code for a protein of 621 amino acids. The transcript has 16 exons. NCBI's taxonomy places the organism in Eukaryota, Metazoa, Chordata, Aves, Psittaciformes, Psittacidae. The record is from RefSeq and is a predicted model, not a curated record. Gene Ontology annotation, molecular function: fatty acid amide hydrolase activity; amidase activity. Gene Ontology annotation, biological process: fatty acid catabolic process.